Lineus longissimus is the source of this 2755-nucleotide messenger RNA. Its product is annotated as A-kinase anchor protein 7-like. NCBI's taxonomy places the organism in Eukaryota, Metazoa, Nemertea, Pilidiophora, Heteronemertea, Lineidae. Gene Ontology annotation, molecular function: protein binding. The coding region runs from base 204 to 1733 and encodes 509 amino acids. The record is from RefSeq and is a predicted model, not a curated record. The transcript is spliced from 3 exons.
AAUGACGUCAUUUGUUUGGAUUGCACCACAACCAGGAAAUGAUUGAAAUGUUGACUGAGAAUUGGUUUAAAAUCACUUUUCUGGCUAUUUCACAAACAUACGAUUGAAGCCGACGAAUCAGAAGGUUCUCUAGAGCAGUUAGUCAACUCCACAAGGACAAGCUGUUGUUAUUCUGCAAAGUGAAGGACAACUUUAAAGAGAUCAUGGCGUCCACCGUCGAAUCCCAGAAAUCUGAAGUUGAAGCACUCUCGGCCAAGUAUGGUAAAGAAUGCCGUGUGAUUGCUGAUGUUGGGGACUUCACUUACAUUGUCACGAUUAAGCUACCUCAAGUAUCGCUGAAAUUCCAGUUGGAUGUUUCCUAUCCUAAAUUGGCACCGCAGAUAAUUGCAUCCUCCUCCAUCCACAAAGAAAAUACCCUGCACGAUUUGACAAGUCGUCUCUUAGAGGAAACCCUAUCUAGAGUGGGCGGGGCUAUGAUUGAUAGCCUUGUAAGCGUAGCAUCGGAUUGGCUAAAUGAAGUGGCACCAGUAAUGGAGGUUAACGUUGACGAAACCAAAACCAAGAAAAAAGGCAAACAAAAAGGAAAGAAAAAGACAAAAUCGAAAAAUGAAGACGUGGAUGAGACUCUUCAUAAGAAACCUUCGAUGAAAACGGCGACUGAUGUCAUCUCGCGCAUAAUGUGGGACGACUCUUUAGAAAAGGAUGAUUUUCUUGUCGGGUAUAUUGAUCGUUUCCGUGGUUUAUUGGAGAGGUCGUUUGCGGAGUUUUCUUGGGAGGAUUUGGCGAGUGUUGAUUAUGAUGUUCUAGCGAUUCCAAAGCAUCGAAUUGAAUAUUUUAAGUAUAAGGAGGUGAAAGUUUGGGACAAGCCAUCUCGGGUUGAUAAUGUGUUUGGGUCGUCCGGGGACAAGAAACUGACCAUUCAGAAGGUGAUAGCCAACUAUGACGAGGAACGUGCAAGACUUCCAGCAGCGUCUGAGGGUGGGGUUGCUGGGAACCUGGUUGUUCAGGAUGACGUGUCAUAUGACAGUGACAGCGAUAGUGAUGAUGGAAUAGUUGUGUCAAUAGGGGGCGCUAAUAAUGACUGCGGCUAUGAGGACCAGGAGACAGAUUCUGACGAUUUCUCAUCUGAAUCGUGGGGAAAUAAACUGCGUCCGAAUUACUUCAUAGCGGUCAGAAUCACCGACCCUGAAAUCAUAGGGAUGGUGAGUCACAUCCAAGACGUUCUUAGUGAGAGGGAGCCCCGCUACCAGGAGUGCUGCAUUGGUCCAAAAGCCCUACACGUCACAUUGUGUACCUUAAGAAUCGACACUCAAGAACAGUUGGCAGAUGUUACUGAUCAAUUACGCUCUGAAGCACAGGAACUGAAGUCAUCUGCUCGAGGUUUGAAACUCAAAUUCGAAGGAAUUGACAAUUUUUUCCACCGAGUUCUAUAUGCGAAGGUCCAUCAUGGUGACGACUUUACAGCAUUCGUCGAUGAAGUGAAAUUGGUUUUGAGAACUGGCGGGAUUGAGAUACGUGAUAAUUAUGACUUCGUUCCUCACAUGACUUUGAUGAAAGUUUCUCGUCCUGUUGCCAGGGCGAUGGGUACAAAGAACAUCAGUCCUCACAUCUAUUCCGGGUCGGAGGAUAUUAUUUUCGGGGAGCAGAUGGUGGAUGCGCUGCAUCUCUGUUCCAUGAAGGAGGAGAAAGGAGCUGAUGGGUUUUAUUACUGCCCUCUGUCACUUCCGUUCUAACCCGUUCUUUAUGCACAAGCAUAAUACCCGUGGCGCGGAUUGUUUUAGGGUGUUGGCUUACUGUGGGGUUGGGGCAAUUUGGGUGAAAUGAAAUUAUAUAUCUGGGGGUUGUGAUGUUGUCUUGAUUUUGAUAUGCGUAAAAUAGGUUGAUGUGUGAUGUGGAGCACUCCGCGCCGACCCAAGUGUUUACAAAUCGAACAUGAUGAUUUGGGGGGAUGAUUUUCCUCCAAAUUACUUACACUAUACGCGUUUUUGGCCAAAACGACCGGAAAAAUCAAACUCCACCGCUCUUCAAAGUGGUCUCGACUUAUUUUGACGAACUAUUUCGUGAAUGGUGAAGAGUUGGUAUGCAGACAUCCAUAGCAUGUUGUCUAAGCAUGCCUAUUGCCCUCAGAAACUUUCGUUUGAUCUAAAUACUAUAGAUAGCGAAACUUUUGAAUAUCAUUUGGUGGUUGAGAUAAAAAUAAGCACUGUUUAGCAUUGCUAUCUACUGCUACGCAUGGCUGGCUGAAAAAUGGCUUCUGCAGCAAAAGGUAUUCAACCAGAUGCACUCCACUCGUCACAAGAAAAUUUGUAGUUCUUUUCUCACCAUGCAAAUAUACUCCCUUGAUGAAGGUUGUGAAAUCACAAAUCAUUUUGCAUCAUGUGGAAAUAUCAUGGGUGAUAUGAAUAAAGAGUAGUAAAUGCUUUCAUCUAAAACUCCAUGUACAUUUACACUUGGCCUUUCUGUACAAAAUUGAAGUAAAAGCAUUUGCUAGCCUUUAUUCAUAUCACCCAUGGUGUUUGAUUUAUUCAAAUCAGUCCUACAUUUAUGAGGACGAUGUCACAACCAGAAGACCAGGAUAGAUCAUUGUGAUUUAAAAAACUAACUAAUUAAUUAAAGCAAUUGUAAAUGUAGGAAUAGCAAAAGUAGCAUGACUGUGAUACAUUGUGUCCACUCUAUAUAAUAGUUUGUAAUUAUAUUUUAUUGUAAAAUUGGUGUCAUUUAAGUUUGUCCACAAUAAAAUGAUGAUACUAUAGAA